Mucor velutinosus is the source of this 981-nucleotide messenger RNA. Its product is annotated as Mitochondrial acidic protein mam33. Gene Ontology annotation, cellular component: cytoplasm. Bases 1 to 981 code for a protein of 326 amino acids. The transcript is spliced from 6 exons. Gene Ontology annotation, molecular function: glutathione transferase activity. NCBI's taxonomy places the organism in Eukaryota, Fungi, Mucoromycota, Mucoromycetes, Mucorales, Mucoraceae. The record is from RefSeq and is a predicted model, not a curated record.
AUGUCUACUACUACUACUUCUGCUGCUUCUGAUGAAAAGCCUGCUAUCCUCAAGUGGGCUUCCAAUGAUGGUGAGUUCAGACGCCAACAAUCCACUUUCCGUGACACAAUUGAAGCCGAUCCUAAUGCAAAGUUUGCUGCUGAACCUGAUCGUUACCAUUUGUAUAUUUCUUGGGCUUGUCCUUGGGCCCACCGUACCGCUCUUGUGCGUCAACUCAAGGGAUUAGACAAGUUGAUCGGCCUCUCUGUUGUCGACUACUUGAUGUUGGAUAAGGGAUGGAAGUUCUCUACUGCUGAAGAAUGCCCCGGCGCUAUCCCUGACACUAUCAACAAUGCUCAACACAUCCGUGAUCUCUACUUUAAGGUAAAUCCCAACUAUGAAGGCCGUUUCACUGUGCCUGUCUUAUGGGACAAGAAGCUCGAGACUAUUGUCAACAACGAAAGUUCAGAAAUCAUUCGUAUGUUCAAUACUGCAUUCGACCAAUAUUUGGACAAGGAGCACGCUGAACGUAACUACUAUCCCGAGUCUCUUCGCAAGGAAAUCGAUGAAAAUAACGAAUGGAUUUACGACACCAUCAAUAACGGUGUUUACAAGUCUGGUUUCGCCACAACUCAAGCUGCUUAUGAAAAGAACGUGUAUCCUUUGUUCAAGUCUCUGGAUCGCGUUGAAAAGAUGCUCCAAGGAAAAAAGUUCUUGAUCCAAGAUACUUUCACUGAGGCUGAUAUCCGUCUUUUCACUACCAUUGUCAGAUUUGAUCCCGUUUACUUUGGACAUUUCAAGUGCAAUAUUGGCAGCAUUGAGCACAACUAUCCCAACAUUUUGAAAUGGGCUCGUCGUAUUUAUCAAAUGCCUGGCGUCAAGGAAACCGUAAACAUGGAUCACAUCAAGGGCCACUACUACAUGUCUCAUAGACAAAUCAACCCCACUCAAGUUGUUCCUGUUGGAAAUGGCCCUGAUCUUGAUGUUCCUGUUGACCAAUAA